This is a messenger RNA of Tetrahymena thermophila SB210, 1461 nucleotides long. Its product is annotated as integral membrane protein DUF6 containing protein. The transcript has a single exon. Lineage: Eukaryota; Ciliophora; Oligohymenophorea; Hymenostomatida; Tetrahymenidae. The record is from RefSeq and is a predicted model, not a curated record. Gene Ontology annotation, cellular component: membrane.
AUGACAGACGUCUACAAAAAUAAUUUAUCAGAACCCUUCAUAAUUGAGAUGAAAGAAAUGACUAACUUCAAAAAACUCCAAGACCAAAAGAGACCUUUUAGCUCCGAGUAUGUGAAACCCUGUCACUCUUCAAAUAACUCUACUAUUGAAGAAGAAAAUCAUUACUCAAGUGAAAAUAGCAGCCCAUAAAACUAAGUUUUUAAUAAAUUUGAUGUUAAGCGCUUUACCGAUGGCUUCUUCUUAAAUGAGGAGUUAAUUCAAUCAGAUAAAGUUUUAACAAAAGCAGAUCUGAUGAGAUUUUCUAUGAAUUGCUUGUCUGGAGGUGGCAUUCCUGAACCAAACUAAUCUAUUUCUUAAACUAAUCAAAAUUAAGAAGAAUAUGUUGCUUUUAACACAACACUUACUCCUACAGGAUACGGAUUUGCUAUAGAUUACAUAUAUUUGCUUUGGAAUCUUUACAUGAACUAAUUCUGCAAGUUACUUAAAUUUCUAGGAUCUAUUGUUGGAAAACUAGAAAAAAAAUACACUUCUCACAAUGUUGGUUAUGCUUUCAUGGCUCUCUCAACUAUUCUUCACGUUAUUCCUUCCUUGUAUGUAAAAAUGAAUCCAUAAAUUGACUUCAGCGUGUCACUCAUGGCAAGAGGAUCAGUUACGAUGUUCCUACUUGUCUGCAUGGCUAAAUGCAAAAAUUAAAAGUUGAUUGCCUUUUGUAAAAAUGACAUGAAAAUUUUAAUCACCAGAGGUAUUCUCAAUGGUAUUUCUUAGCUCUAUUUCUUCUUUUCUGUCAAGAAACUACCCUUGAGCAUCGAUUAUGUUAUUUUUAACACAGGUCCCAUUUUCGUAUUUAUUCUCAGUGCUAUUCUCUUCGGAAUCGCUAUUAAGAAAAAAGAAAUGAUAGGAAUAUUAGUUGCUUUUUCAGGUAUUAUAUGUAUAACCAACCCUGGUCUGAUUUAAAGUAUCAUUUCUUUCGGUGGAGAAGAAUAAAUUACCUCACAACAAACAUAGUAAAGCUAGUUUUAAUACGCCCAAGGAGUUGAAAAAAUUAUCUUAAUAGUUAUUUUUAUUUUUGUUUAUGUCGGAUGGGCUUAUGCAAUUCUCUUAGUCAAAAAAGUUAAAGAAGCCAACAAUCUAGCUAUGAAUUUCUAUGUUGGAAUGUCAUGUUUCCUUGCUGGUGCUAUUGCCUUUUAUGUAAGAGACUAGAGCAUUAGUCAUUUGAAUAUUUUUGACUUCAUGGCUAUCAUUUUCAUCGUUGGCUUAUUUUCUUUUGGAUCAUAAUACACUUUCAUUACCUCAACAAUGCUCAAUUCCAAUCACGGUCCUCUAAGCAUGCUAAACUAUCUCUGCGUUGUUGAAUCCUAUGUAGUAUAAAUUCUCUUCUUUAAUGAAGUUCCCUCUCUAAUUGAAAUAUCAGGAGCAAUCUUAGUUCUUGGUGGAUUGAGUACUAUUCUUAUUAAGGGUUGA